GUUUUCUUUUAUUACGCUCAGUAACCAGUGAAAGUCGCUGAGUGAAAUGGCGCAUUUUCGGAUAGGUUCAGAGGAAUUGCCAAAUUUAAAAAUUGCAGUUGAAAAUACACCUGGGGAAGAUGAAAUUAAUGUAUCUACAAUGGAAGUGAGUUUCAGUGAUGAUGAACAAAAUGUUGGAUCUCCCAGAAAUGUCCCAAUAGUUGGCGUAAAUCUCGACUCACUCGUAAAACAAAAUAUUCAAAAGUACGAAAACCCAGCAGGUGCAUUUUACACAGGACUUGAUCUUUCAUCCAAGGAAGUGCAUGCUAAGCUAGAAAAACGAGCCCAGCGUUUUGGUUUUGAAAAUGAACCACAAUGUCAAACUACACCAGAAGAAAUUAACAGUUUGUACAAAAGUCUAAACAUUGAGUGUGAUGCAAGGGACUUCAAUCAAAAUGAACCAGGAAAAUACAAAGGUUAUCGACUGAAUGCAGUUCACAUUCGAGGUGUGAAUGACAUGUGUACCCAGAAUGUAUUUGAUUACUUUAAAGAAUAUGGCCCUGCAUCCAUUGAGUGGGUCAAUGAUUAUUCUUGUAAUGUUGUGUGGUUAGACAACAUGGGAGCAGCCCGGGCUUUGAUUGGCUGUAGUAAGCCAAUGGAAAUUCGUGAAAAGACAGAAAAACAUCAGAGCCAGAACAGGGACAUAAAAAAAGAAGAAAGAAUAAAAGGAGGGUCAUCUGAUAAAGGUGAAGAAAUUGUAUACAUGUCAGAUGAUGAGGAAGAUGACACAGAUGAUGAAGAGAAUAUCACUGAUAAAAUUAAGGAACAGGAAGAAAAAAAUGUUGAAAAACAAGAAAGAGAAUUGAUGAAAUCUGAAGUUGAAAAAGAUGAAGCUUUGCCAAUUGAAGAAAAGGCUGCAGCAGAUAAUCAGAAACCAGAACUGGAAUUGUCUGAAAACAGCUAUACACACACAAUACAGAGUGAAAAGAAACCUGAGUCAACCAAUGAGAAACUGGAGGUACCUGUGCCUCCUGGUUGUUGGAGGUUAGGGAACCCAACUCACAAAGCCAAAUAUCUUCUUCUGAGAUUUGCUGGAAAAGAGGAUCGAAAGAUUCGAGGAUCUGAAAAAUCAAGCUUAUAUUACAGGAAGUAUGGAAACCCUAAUUAUGGAGGUCUUGCAGGUAUAAUAAGUACAUCCAGAAAAAGACGUUUUAGACAACAGCAAGAAAAACAAGAACUGCAGGAUGUUUUAGAAGAGGUAGCCAUGAAGAAGACAAGCCCAGAUAUUGAUAAGCAGAUACAGCACAUGAAGACUGAUUUACAGAAAGAUUUAGCAAACCGGUUAGGUGGAGUCUCUUCUGACCACGAAGAUGAGCGUCCACUUAUUAAAGUUCCACGUAUGAAGAUGUAUGCAGAUGAAGAAGAAGAAAAGCAGAAGAAGAAAAGAGAGGCAGCAGCUCAGAAACGAAAUGCUCCUAGUCCUCAUGACAUCAGAAAUCGUUUACCACCUCGAGAUAGAAGUAAUCUUCCCUCUGACAGUGACAUAAUUAGCAGUGAGGAUAGUGAAGCUGAAGUAGACCUAGAACCCCAGAAGUCUGGUCAGAGAAACUGCAGUGUGUGGGACAGACUGUCUAGCAAACAGCAGGUUCGAGACAGUGAUUCGGAUAGUGAACAAGAUGAAGUGAGGUAUUCUGGAGAUCUUCGAAAGAAACUGGGUUCUAAGUUCAGUUUACGAAGUGUUGUAGCUGUACAGGGUGAUCUGAGGUCAAAGUUAAACAGAAUCAGAAAAGAUAAACCUAACAAUCAAUACCGUUCUCCUCUACUUGUGAAAGUGGGUAAUGCAGAUAGUGAUUAAGUAGUGUUCAUAUCAAGUUUUUAAGGUAUUACACUCUCAAGCAAAAUGAAGAUAUAUUUCCAUAACAGAAUUUAACAGGCAAAAAUUAAAUUUUUAUUGUUAUUUAAGAUGGAGGAGUUAACACUUGAGUUGUUUAUGGGUCAAUCUGUAAAGUACCAUGGUAUUUCUUGUACUUCAUCAGACUGUAUUGUCAACAAUUGUGGACUGUAUGGUGUUUUAAGCUCUCCUUGUAAUGAAAUGUAUUUUUCAAGAACCAAUAAAGUUUUGUUUCAGUUGAGAGUAA
This is a messenger RNA of Limulus polyphemus (Atlantic horseshoe crab), 2117 nucleotides long. Its product is annotated as nuclear cap-binding protein subunit 3-like. The transcript has 12 exons. Gene Ontology annotation, cellular component: nucleus; cytosol. The record is from RefSeq and is a predicted model, not a curated record. NCBI's taxonomy places the organism in Eukaryota, Metazoa, Arthropoda, Merostomata, Xiphosura, Limulidae. Gene Ontology annotation, molecular function: RNA 7-methylguanosine cap binding; mRNA binding. Bases 47 to 1834 code for a protein of 595 amino acids.